Zeugodacus cucurbitae (melon fly) is the source of this 874-nucleotide messenger RNA. RefSeq names its product probable methylthioribulose-1-phosphate dehydratase. The transcript has 7 exons. The record is from RefSeq and is a predicted model, not a curated record. Gene Ontology annotation, cellular component: cytoplasm. Gene Ontology annotation, molecular function: metal ion binding; methylthioribulose 1-phosphate dehydratase activity. NCBI's taxonomy places the organism in Eukaryota, Metazoa, Arthropoda, Insecta, Diptera, Tephritidae. Bases 128 to 799 code for a protein of 223 amino acids.
AAAAUCCACAACCAAUAACAGCCAACAAUCAUAUUGUUUACUUCUUUACAACAAUUUCUUAUCGCUUUGUCAGUGUCUUAUCAGAAUCUGUCAGAUCAUUUAAAGAAUAUAAAGUGGUGAAAGAAAUAUGUCUUUAUAUAAAGAUCUUCCAGAGGACCAUCCUAGAAAACUAAUACCGGAACUAUGCCGGCAAUUUUACCACCUUGGUUGGGUAACUGGCACCGGUGGAGGCAUGAGUAUUAAAUAUAACAACGAAAUUUAUAUAGCACCAUCUGGAGUACAAAAGGAACGUAUGCAACCGGAUGAUUUAUUCGUACAGGAUGAGGAAGGAAAAGAUAUAAUGUUACCACCGGAUUUUAAAAAACUAACGAAGAGUCAAUGUACGCCCUUAUUUAUGCUGGCUUAUCGGCACAGAGGAGCGGAAGCUGUGAUACAUACACAUUCACAGCACGCGGUAAUGGCGACUUUAUUAUGGCCCGGUGAAGUAUUCCGCUGUACACAUUUGGAAAUGAUUAAAGGUGUCUAUGAUGAGAAUUUGAAACGUUAUCUACGAUACGAUGAAGAACUGAUUGUGCCAAUUAUAGAGAAUACUCCAUUUGAACGAGAUCUAGCAGACAGCAUGCAUGCUGCUAUGCUAAAGUAUCCCGGUUGUAGUGCGGUGUUAGUUCGACGUCAUGGUGUAUAUGUCUGGGGUAAAAGUUGGGAGAAAGCUAAAACAAUGUCUGAGUGCUAUGACUACCUUUUUUCUAUUUGCGUCGAAAUGAAGAAGUGUGGAUUGAAACCCGAAAUUUUUAAAUAAUCGAUAUAGUCAAUAUAAGAAUAAAAAGUGCAUUUUAUUAUUCCUAAAAAGUGAAUAAAGCAAUACAAACUAAGA